Molecule: messenger RNA, 1014 nt
Organism: Penicillium soppii
Lineage: Eukaryota; Fungi; Ascomycota; Eurotiomycetes; Eurotiales; Aspergillaceae
Product: NAD(P)-dependent alcohol dehydrogenase
Exons: 1
Coding region: 1-1014 (337 amino acids)
Cellular component (GO): mitochondrion
Molecular function (GO): oxidoreductase activity
Source: RefSeq, a predicted model, not a curated record
AUGGCAUCACAACCCACACAAAUGAAAGCGUGGCUCUACUCCAGCACAACAAAUGGCCUAGAAAAAAACCUCACCCUGAACGCGUCAACACGCGCACCACCCACCAUAUCAGGCGACAACGUCUUGAUCCAAGUGCUCUCCGCCUCUCUAAACCCCGCAGACUUCAAAGUCCCCGAAAUGGGCCUCCUAGCACGCAAACUCGUGAUCGGUACCCCGGCCUCCCCGGGCAUGGACUUCUGCGGCAGAGUGGUGAUUGCCGGGCCCGGCGCAAGCGCCUUCUCACCCGGCCAACUGGUCUACGGAUGCCUGAGCAAACCAGCGCAGUUCGGCUCGCUCGGUGAGUACCUCGUUGCAUCAGCUAGUCUUCUCGCACCGGUGCCUGAGGGCGUGGAGAUCGACCACGCUGCUUCGAUUGGGAUUGCCGGUCAGACGGCGUACCAGAGCUUGGCUGGGUAUGUGAGUGCUGGCGACAAGGUGUUUGUUAAUGGUGGGUCUGGGGGGUGUGGGAUCUUUGCGAUCCAGAUUGCUAAGGAAAUGGGGUGUCAUGUUACAGCUACUUGUUCUGCGAAGAAUGUGGAGUUUGUGCGUGGGCUUGGAGCGGAUGUGGUGAUUGAUUAUUCUGCUGGGGAUGUUGUUGCGAGGUUGCGUGCGGACGGAGUUGUUUUUGACCACAUCAUUGAUCAUGUUGGGUACCCUGCGCCGCUGUAUCGAGAGUCGCAUCAUUUCCUUGCGCCUGGGAAGGCGUUCGUGCAGGUUGGUGCUUCGGCGAUGGCUACCUUUGCUGAGAGGUUGGUUGUGCCUGGUUUCUUAGGUGGUGGGAAGAGGAAGUAUGUUAUUUUCUUCUUUAAGAAUACUCGUGAAGACCUUGUUAAGGUUGGGGAGUUGGUCCAGAAGGGGGCUGUCAAGAUUCAGCUUGAUACUGUCUUCGAGUUUGAGGAUGCUGUUCAGGCAUUUGAGAAACUUCGGUCUGGGAGGGCAAGGGGAAAAAUUAUUGUCCAUGUGGCUAAGCCGUAA